GUUUCUUGAAUGCACCCCAAGCUGCACUACGACUACCAGGAAGCAACAAGAACUGACACUGGCGCGUUCAUUGAAAAUUAACCCCGGGCAAUCAACGUUGUCAACAACAGAAAAAACGGACGAACUGAGGCUACUGAAAAUAUAGUUAUCAACCCUUCGUUGGGUUAUAAUCAUACACCGGCCAUGGAGAUACGAUCUCUCAUUAGGAAAAUUGGUCAUUCUUUGUUGGAGAUCAGAGUUCGUGCUCUGAAGAGCAUCAUAUGUAAACUGGACCAUUUCCUAUUGUCCAUUUCUGAUGUGGUCCAAGAGAGAAUGCUAUUCGUCCUUCUCCUGGAAUGGUUUAACUUUCCUGAGGUGCCAAUGCAAGAGGAGGUCCUUCAACUGCUGAAAACACUAUCUAAGCAUGAGACAGGAGCCCAGAUGCUGAGAGAUGUUGGGGCAGUGGAGUUUUUCACACAACUCUCCCCCAACGUGGAGCCCGAGUUAAGGAAUGUUGUCGAUGGCAUCGUCGACCAGCUGUUUCAUCUGCCUGAUCUGUUCACUGCGGGUCCGACUGUCUCCUCCCAAGAACAGGCUGUGAUGACCUCUACAUUCCCCCCAGAGCAGAGUGCUCCAACAGUUGGUUACUUCCAGAGCGGCAAGCCAAACCAGGCAGACAUUCCACCACAGAGAAAAGCAGUGAGUAACACUGUGAGAUGCUUAAAGUUUUCUACAUUCCCUUGGCUGACUUUGACCACUACAGACCGACACAUACUGUCAUCCAAUGAGAGCUCUUUGAGGAGUAACAACCACAACCUGGUCCGUACCACAUGCGAGCUCCUGCGUGAUGUCAUCAUGCAGGACUUCCCAGCUGAGAUCUUCCUCCAGAGACCCAGCAUAGUCCAGAACCUUCUGUCCCUCUUAAGGCUGGGUGAGGGGGAGGCAGGCUACUUACGCCUGCAGGCCGUGUCCUGCCUGCGACAGCUCAGUGUGGCUCUUAGAACCAGACUGCGCUUCCAUCGAGACCCCAGCUUCUACUCGGCAAAGCAAGAUCCAGUGUCCCAGAACUCGUCCAUGUCCUACUCCCAGGACGUCCGUGGGACCCAGGUCCAGCGCUCCUUGGCCUCCUCUCCUGGGGCGGAGUGCUCACCCAGGCCCUCGGUCGUGGGCCGCACAGGCCAGAGGGCCAGCGGGGACGGCCAGGACGGCGACGCCGCCUCCAGCAGCGGCAGCUCUCGUGGAGCUGGAGGAGGCUCCCAGGCCUUGAGGCAGAGCCCCCAGUCUCCUGCGGAAGCUGCCCAGCUGGAGCUGCCUGACCUGGGGGCAGAGGACGUGUUGGAGCUGCAGCUGCAGCAGCUCAGCUUGCCCCAGUUCGCAGUCACCACCAUGGAGCACGCCAUACCCCUGCUCAGGACAGAUGGUGUGCGUGUGUUCCAGCGUGUGUUGGAGCUUUUGUGUGAGACCUUAGUGCUGCUGGGGGACAGUGUGUGUGAGCUGGUCUGGGAAGACCACAGCCUGGUGGGAAUGGAUCUGGCAAAGAAGCUGCAGAGCAGUGUUGCCGAGAUGGGAGAGAUCCUGAGAUAUCACCAGAGCUGUCCAGCCGAUAGUCCUCCCGGCUGCCUGCUCCACCACCGGAUGGCCUACGUAGGCACGGCCGUGUUCAGCAUCAGGCUCCUGCAGACCGUCCUGCCUCUGGAGAAAGCCAGUGAGAACCUCCCAGAGAGCACUGCGGCCGUCCUCCUCCCUCUCUGCCUGGACAGGCCCUUCAGCCUGGUGUUUCCCAGCAUGCACGAGGCGGCCGUGGCGUACCUGGAGCAGGUGAAUUCGGACGGCCACGCCCUCUACCGGAGGGUGACCCGUGCGGCUCUCUGGAUGGAGUCCACCUGUGCCUUCCUCAAAGAGACGCAGGCUGAGGGGGAGAAGAACUGGCUGGAGCUCCUGGAGCUGGCAGACCAGGCCGUAGAGGGGCUUCCAUUUCACCAGCACCUGCCCAUCAUCAAGGAGUGCAUAAACAUCUGCUCCAACCUGUGGAAGAUUGACCAGGCCAGCCCGUUACUAAAAACAGAGAGUCAGAAGGUGUUUCUCAAGCUCCUGUCCCACCCCCUUCUCCCGGUGAAGACUGAGACCUACUCCUGCACCCUGACUGUGGUCAAGGAUUGUCUGUGGGUUCAGAAUAAGUCCAAGCCUGGGUCAUCAGUCUGCGCUGGGGUCCGCUUCCUGCUUCAUGCAAGAGUCCUCUAUGAGAUCAGUGCCUUUGGCCUCCAGGACCCAGCGGAGAAGGUGAAUGCGGCUGCCAAGGAUAUCCUGCUGUUCCUGCUGAAAGGGAGAUUGAUGAUGACAGCCUCCACCUGGGAUAGAUUCAACGAGGCACUUUACCCAGUCAUCCCUAUACUGCAGAGUUAUGCAGACACAGAGGAUGCGCUGGGAAACUGUGUGCUGCUGAUAAGUGAAGUGUCAAAGCUGGGGAGAGACGACCUGGUGCCAAACACCACCAGGUUGAGAGCAGCGCUCCGGCUCCUCUUCACUAAACAGCAGACGGUGAGAGUGAAAGCGGUGGAGCAGCUGGUCUCCUACCUGGCCAGUGAUGAGGCCCUGGCCCUGGCCACACUACCCUCCAUCUUCUGCCUCAGCAGAACCCUGGACAUCACCCUGGACAGCAGCAACAGGUCUUUCCUUAAGGCCGAGUCCGUGGAGAAGCUGUUUGCCAUCUUGACCUCUGACAGCGUGGACUCCACCCUGCGCAGGUCAGCUGCCGAGCAGCUGGCCGUCGUCCUGCAAGACACAGCCAUGCACCCUGUGCUGAAGAGUCUAGGAGUGGCCGACACAGUCACGUCCUUCAUCACAGAGAGCGUCAGCGGGGACGUGAAGGGCCCAGGCAGCCUGCUGGAGCCCUGUGUGUGUAUCCUGAGGAAGCUGGUGUUUGCAGACCGCUCCCUGAGGCACAGGCUGGCAGAGCAGAACGGUCUGCUCCUCGCUCUGCUGAGGGCUACACUGCUCAUUAAGGAGAAUGGAGGAGAUGUGCGCGAGUUGGCUGCUUUAAUGUGCUUGCUGCUCUUUGAUGAGAUAGCCACGGUAGACACAUGGUGUGACAAAGCGGGCACGUCGUCUCUCUCGCCCUUCUCUCUCCCUGUGUCAGUACUACGCAGGUACAAUCUCCCAUUUCAAUCUGCCUCCCAUCAUGCGGUCAGCCCCCACUGCUCAGUCCUGCCCCCCUCUGCUGACCUGCUGUCCCUCCCCCCAGCCCGACACGCCCUGCAGCUGGCCUGGAACUCUGCAUGGCACUCUGGGAUAGACAACCUCCUGGAGGAACGCAGCAGCAUGGCCGACUUCCACAGUGACCUCAUCCUAUCAGAGGCGCAGGUACUGUUGCUCCGGGCAACGCACCUCCCCAGCGGCCUGCAAGACUGCAUCCAGGCCAUCGUCAUGGCGGCGGGACACAGGUCUGUGACCUCUGCUGUGUCCAGGCUCCGCCUCUACCGGCUUACUGAUAGGCUGGCCCUCAUGCACGCCCACACACCGGGCUUCCGGAACACACUGAGUUCACUCACCUGGCAGCCGGCCAUCGCAAGGUUUCUGCAGGUGCAGCCAGCAUGCAUGGAGGACGAGAGGUUGCUGGUGGACAUUGUAGCGUUUCUGAACGGCCACUUCGAGCAGCCUUGUCCUGAGUCUGAGAGGGAGGACCAGGAUCUGCGCUGGAUCAUGGAGCUACUCCUGAACCAGGAAACAAACUCCCUGCUGGCCCCUCUGCUGGGCACGCAGCCCCACACACACGCUCAGACGCAGGCUCAGACGCAGGCUCAGACACAGGCUCAGACGCAGGCUCAGACGCAGGGGGAGUCUGAGGAGGUGAGGAACCUGCUUCACCAGAGACUCCAGAGAGAACUCACCUCCUUCUUUAACACACUGCUGCGCCGCCUCCAACACACCACCGACAGGCUGUGUCUGACUAUGGCAGGCCCGUUUGAGAGCCAGUUGGCCAUGCGUUUGCUCCAGAGCCUGCGCGUGUCGGACGCCCCACGCUUCUAUGGGCUGCCCAGCCUGGAGAGGACUCUGCUGGGCAUGGUCCACCUGACGGCCCGGCCUGGCUGGAGCUCCCAGUGCCACUCACUGGAACCCCACGCGCUCCGUCUCAAGUACCUCAGCGGCCUGCUAGAGGUCCUCUCCUCCUUCUACGUGGAGUGGGGGGGCAACUCCAUGUCCUUCAUGGGGAAAGGAGUCACCAAGAAUGCAAUCAUCUGCCUGCUGCAUCUGUCCCAUGAGAUGAUCGCAGAGGGCAAGGACAAGGACUUCAUUUCCCAGUGGUCUUUGGGGCAUGAGGCGGGUUCUGAGGAGCCCAGUGGGUCUCAGUUGGGUCUGGCUUGGCUCAUUCCUUUGUGGGUAGACCGAGACCCAGAGGUGAGGUUUGCCAGUCUGGGGGUGGGCUCCUCCCUGUCCUGUCUACCUAGUGGGUGCCAUGCUCUGUGUGCCAGCUGCCACAACGUCAGUGGGGGCCUGUGGGGUACCCUGCUCAACAUCCUGCUGGACCGACAGGAGAGCAGCAUGGUCCGCAGAGAGGCAGCAUUUAUCCUGCAAAAUCUGUUGGUGAUGCCCAUGCCUGCCAACGCAGACGAGGCCAAAGACUCCCCCUGGCAGAACCCGUGUGUUCAUGACGAGGCAUCCGGGGUGUCCUUGGUGGGCCUGCCUGCCCUUCAAGCCUUGCUCUACCACUGCCAGUUCUUCCAGCACCUCUCCCUUAUGGCCUCCGCGUGCUACCGUGGACGCUACACCUUCCCCCUGCAGCCCCCCCCCCCUGCCCCCGCCCCUAGCCCACAGGACGGGCACGAGGCGGAGGACUCUCUGAACCUGUGGAGGUCCUGUGCUCCUGCUGCCCAAGACCAAAGCAGGGCCUCUGGCUCCCUGUCCACCUCCAGCACUCUGCUCCUACCUGGGGGGUCCAGACCUCACUCCCCUGCAGCCACCUACUCCUCUGGGACUGCCCAGGACACACCUGCCAGCAGACUUAUGGCUCAAGGCCAGAGUGACACAGAUACCAGCAACUCUGUCAUGUCCCAGGAUUCCCGGCUAGGCGACCCCUCAGCCGAGGCCUGUGCCAUCGUGACCCCUGACCUCCUGUCAGCACUGUGCAGCCUCCUACACAACCUGCUGGCCGUCCUUCCAGACUUCACCCUCGGAGCGCUGCAACACAGCCAGCUCCUCCAAUCGCUGGCCAGUCUGGUGGACUCGAGGGCCAUAGAGCGCUGUGUGUCUGAGCUGAGGAGCUCCCACACCCCCCCUGGAGACAGGGAGGACAUCAGGAGUCAGGUUCUCACCCUGCUCCAGUACCUGUCCAGCUACUGCAAGCUGCUGCAGACGUGUGUCGUGAUCAGCAAGGAGCUGAUUGGUCAGGCUGACUUCCUCAAACCGCUGCUGACCAAUGUCUUUGCUGUCCUCACGCUCGAUAACAAAGACUUGGACGUGCCUGUCCAGGCUGCGGUGUCUGUGUGCUGGACAGACCUGUUGACGCUCCUGGCUACGCUGGUUAGGAGGGACGGCUUCAAGGCUCAUCCAUCUGUCUGCGCUGUGCUGGGACCAAGCUGGCUAGCAUUCACAGACACGUUAUCUGUGUGUGUGGAUCACUCGGAGCUCCCUCUCCACGUGGCGGCGCUCGACUUCCUGUGUGUGCUGCUCUCUGAGGAGGCUCACAGACGCUCCCUAAAGGUCACCCCCAUGACCCCGCACCCUGUGACGCCCAUCUCGGAGGCCCUGAACGGCGCCCCCGGUGGCCAGAUGUGUGAACUUCUCCUACAGAGCUUUGAGAAGAGGUCCUUCCAGGACCCGGUGAAGAAGCUGAGUGCCAGAGCCCUGGCAGCCCUGCUGGCCUGCAGCCCCACAGCUCAGGACCACGCAGCUAAGGCCGGCCUGAUGGACAGCUGUGUGGAGCAGCUGAAGCAGAGCCAGGCCCAGCUGCAGCUGGAGUCUGUGAGGCCGGGCAGAGCAGUUCCCAGGAGGAAGGAGGAGAGCUACAUGAGGGAGGUUAAGAUGGCUGCCGAAAUCCUCAGGAAUUGUCUUUACCACAACGACGAGUGCAAAGCUGUGGCUACUGAUGCUCGCCUCGCCGCCGUGCUGCAAGCUCUCUGGCCCUGGCUCCUGGGGGACGACUCUGCCAUGGAGGCAGCGCUGGAACUGCUGUGUGUUUACACCGCCAGCUGCACUGCAGCAUGCAGUGCUCUGUGCAGUACUGGUGGUGUGGGUGUGGCUCCUGGCCCUAGAGGAGCUGGCUCCCUCAUGCACUUGGUGAUGAGGCUGGCCUCAGGGCUGGCCUCUGAUCUCAGCCUGGUCCAGAGGCUGGCCUUCUCCUUGCUGGCCAACCUGGCUGUGUCUCGAGACUGCAGGGGCAUUCUGCACAAGAGUCAUUUCCUGCAGGGCUUCCUGGCUGUUCCAGUCCCCAAGGCAGGCGGGGGGAAGGCGGGGGGUCUGCUGGGGCUGUGGCUGCGCCUGCUGGUGUGCCUGACGCAGGGCGAGGACGGCCAGCUGAACGUCCUCAGGCUCAACGGAGCUCUGGAACUGCUGGCCGACGUCGCCGGGCAGCAUCGCCACGGCAACAGGCCGCUGGCGGCCGACGCCAUCCUCAUCCUCCACAACGUCUGUUUCAGCUCGGCCAACAAGCCCCGCCUCCUCGCCAACGACAAGGCGAUGAAAGUGUUGGUUUCCUGCCUGGACAGUAAAGACACAGAUAUCCAGUCCAUGGGGGCCUCAGCCCUGUGGGCCCUCCUCCACAACAACCAGAAAGCCAAAACCACUUUGAAGUGUCCUUCAGUCAGAUUCCUGGUCGAUGAGGCCUACGCUGCCACUAAGAAAGAUGCAGAGAAAAAGCAAAACCCUAUAAAUGCCUACUUGCUGAAGUGCCUUGAAAGCUUGUCCCAGUUGUUGAAUACCUGAUGCUGAUGACAAUAUAUAAUAUUUUCCUAUUUUAUAAAAUGUAAAAUGUUAACUGUAUUUGUAUGUUAUUUAUGUUUACAUUGAAUAGUUUGUGUUGAUGUUUGUUAGUUUUAUAGAAUGUGAUUGAAUCAGGCAAUAAAACGUCAGUG
This is a messenger RNA of Osmerus eperlanus (European smelt), 7046 nucleotides long. It is a transcript of the gene rttn, whose product is annotated as rotatin. Gene Ontology annotation, biological process: ciliary basal body organization; centriole-centriole cohesion; centriole replication. NCBI's taxonomy places the organism in Eukaryota, Metazoa, Chordata, Actinopteri, Osmeriformes, Osmeridae. The transcript is spliced from 48 exons. The coding region runs from base 184 to 6897 and encodes 2237 amino acids. The record is from RefSeq and is a predicted model, not a curated record. Gene Ontology annotation, cellular component: centrosome; centriole; ciliary basal body.